UUGCAAAACUCGACGCGGCGGCGGCGGCGCGGGUCGCACGGCAUGUUGAAGGGUGUCGUCAUACGGGUACUCGUCAUGGCUGUCUCAAACAACUGGGUAUGGGAUCAAGAACCCCUUCCAGCGCCAUUUGCACACGAAUAUAUGGUGGAUGUACCAACUGCAUAUGUGGAUCACGCCGCGGCGGCGUUCUAUCCCGUUGUCAUGAUGCAUGGGAUGAACGACGCUGGCCACAACGGCCACAUGGAGCGCAUGCGGCACGUCGUUUCCGAUGCACUCGAUGGUGUGUACGUCACGUCGGUGCAAAUAGGUCGCAACGUAUGGGAAGACGAGUACAACAGUGUUCAUUUGACCAUGGACGAACAAGUGGCGAGGUUUGCCGCCAUUGUCGGCCGUGACCCCAACCUCCGGCAUGGUUUCCAUGCGAUUGGGCUAUCUCAAGGAGGCCUCAUCGUUCGCGGCUACAUCCACCGGUUCAACGAUCCGCCCGUGAUUGGGUUCUUGGCCUGCCAUUCUCCGCUUGCUGGGAUCGGGUCGCUACCGAUAUGCAACCCCGCCGACUUUUUGUGUCGGCAUCUCAACAAGUUCUUCGGGGCGUUUGCGUAUUCCUCCGAAUUGCAACGCCAAUUGGCCCAAUCCAACUUUUACCGGGACCCCACUCGCAUCCCAGAGUACCUCGAGCGCGUCAAGUACUUGCCCGACAUCAACAACGAACAUGCAGUGAAAAACGCAACGUACAAGGCCAAUUUUGCAUCGCUGCGCCAGUUAAUCAUGGUACGGGCACUUCAAGACACACAGGUACGCCGUUAGUACUACUAUUACAAAGAUUCCAAGCUACAACCAUUGAUAACUGACGCGGCAGAUUGCGCCAACUAUGUCGUCUUGGUUUGGUGCGUACGAGGACGGUGGGUGGAAUGUGAUCUUACCGAUGAACGAGACGACAUGGUAUCAAGGGGAUACAUUCGGGUUGAAGACGCUGCACACGACAGGUCGCCUGGCCAUGUACGAGACCCCUGGCAACCACCUGCAGUUCAGCGACGACCUGCUCGCGACGUGGGUGCGGACGCACUUUCGACCGCCUUCAAUGCAGAGAACAUUCGAUUAGAUUUGAUGAAUAUAAAUUAUAAGAGGGGAUUUGUUGUGGACA
Aphanomyces astaci is the source of this 1144-nucleotide messenger RNA. RefSeq lists its product as hypothetical. The transcript is spliced from 4 exons. Gene Ontology annotation, molecular function: palmitoyl hydrolase activity; thiolester hydrolase activity. Bases 43 to 807 code for a protein of 254 amino acids. Gene Ontology annotation, cellular component: lysosome. The record is from RefSeq and is a predicted model, not a curated record. NCBI's taxonomy places the organism in Eukaryota, Oomycota, Saprolegniomycetes, Saprolegniales, Verrucalvaceae.